AUGUUGCUCAGGGGAGUGCUGGCAUCGACUGUGUUUUUGGCAACAGGAAUCUAUGCCCAAGUCGAGGACGAAAUCAUUGCCGGAUGGGCGCCGACGAAACGGCAGUCGCCAGAGGGCAUGGUUACCGUCCAUGCUGUUCAAGUUGGCAAUGCAGAAGGCAGCAAGAGGUUCUAUCCGGAUUCUCUUAAGGCUGAACCUGGCUCGAUGGUCCAGUUUCAGUUCCAUCCAGCGAAUCACUCCGUUGCGCAGUCCACUUUUGAUAGCCCCUGUUCGCCCAUCGGCGGCGGAACAGGUAUUCGAUCUGGGUUCCUACCCGUGUCGGCUGAUGCUACAGAAAUGCCCGUGUUCACGAUUAUGAUCAACGACAGCAGCCCUGUAUGGUUGUUCUGUGGCCAGAAAAAUCAUUGCCAGAAUGGCAUGGUCAUGGUUAUCAAUCCCCCUGAAGCACAAGAUAAGAACAUCGAAGCAUUCCGAUCCAUCGCUAUGAGUGGAGAAGGAGGUUCUAGCGGCGGUGGCAGCGAAGGGGCCGACAACCCUACACCCCUCCCGACCGGCGGCUCACUCCCAACCGGGGGUAUAUACCCAACGCCUGGCGGCAACGGUGGUAGCGGAAUAGCUCUCCCCUCCGACGGAUCUAUUUCGUCUACCGUUUCUUCAGGCAGGCCAACACCGACCCAAACCGCUGAUCCGUUCAUAUCUACAGGCAACGCAGCACCCCAGCAAAUUUCCCAUGCUGCAACCCUCUCUGGAUUGGUAGUUGCUGCCUUUGCAAUUUUCGGGUUGUGA
Messenger RNA from Histoplasma capsulatum G186AR, 786 nucleotides. RefSeq lists its product as uncharacterized. The coding region runs from base 1 to 786 and encodes 261 amino acids. The transcript has 3 exons. The record is from RefSeq and is a predicted model, not a curated record. NCBI's taxonomy places the organism in Eukaryota, Fungi, Ascomycota, Eurotiomycetes, Onygenales, Ajellomycetaceae.